UGACUAAGCGGAGGAAGCACUUGCUAUCCUUGCACUACCGGGCCAGACAAUCCUUCCCUCGGCUGCAGAUCCCACUGGAUCCCUUCCCAUAAUGGAGGUGUGAGUGCCAAGAUCCUCCAUGACCUCCAGAAGCCACAACUCCUUGCCGAGAACUCUGAUGGCUCCACGAAUGCUUUCCGAAGGUGCUCUGGGGGGCAUUGCCCAAAUCACCCCCUCGCUGUACCUGAGCCGGGGCAGCGUCGCCUCCAACCGGCACCUGCUCCUGUCCCGAGGGAUCACCUGCAUAAUCAACGCAACCAUCGAGAUCCCCAACUUCAAUUGGCCCCAGUUUGAAUAUGUCAAAGUGCCUUUGGCUGACAUGCCCAACGCCCCCAUCUCCUUGUACUUCGACAGCGUUGCCGACAAGAUCAACAGCGUGGCACGGAAGCACGGGGCCACCUUAGUCCACUGCGCGGCCGGCGUGAGCAGGUCAGCCACCCUGUGCAUCGCCUACCUGAUGAAGUACCAUAAGGUGUCCCUCUUCGAGGCAUACAACUGGGUCAAAUCAAGGCGCCCUGUUAUACGCCCCAACGUGGGCUUCUGGAGGCAACUGAUAGACUACGAGAGGAAGCUGUUUGGGAAGACAACGGUUAAAAUGGUACAGACACCAUAUGGCAUCAUCCCAGACGUUUAUGAGAGAGAGAGGAGACCCCUGAUGCCUUACUGGGGAAUUUAAUGUGACUGCAGACGGGAAGCACAGCGGAAGGGACAUGCUGUUCCAAGUCGACCAGACUGGAGAUGUUCCCUUCUCUUUCUACAGCCAACUUUGGUUCUUUACCAUACAGCAGAACCUCAACUAAUUUUCACCUCACUAACCCGCAAGGCCAACAGUUCCCUUCGAAGCAUUUCUCUCUACAGGGAUUCCCCCAUCCCAUUUUUCUCUGAUUUAGCAGAAUGAGAUCUUCUUAUAAGUUUCUUCCUUUCAUAAAGCCUCCCUCUCUUUUUAGUCAGUUUAUUAGUAUCCUAUGAGGAAAGGCCUACGAGGCAUUCGGCAGAAUUAAUGAACAAAGUGCGCUUUGUGAUGCGGUAGCCUGGAUAUUUCUUUAAUAGCUUGUUUGCUUCCUUGCAGAAUCCUGUAGUGGUUUGGGAGCAGCACUGGCACCACAGGGAAGUCCAGCUCUAACAGCAUGGCUUCCAGGAGCAGGGAGGAGGUAGUGCAGGGUUGCGUUGCUAGUGCUGGUGUUUUCUUUAACAUCUGUAGUGACUCUCAGUAUAUAGUGUUUGAGAUCUUUAGUCAGCUCUUAAUCUGUAUUAAAAGUCAAAAAGAAUGAAGUCAGUCCGUGUCAGGCACAAGUGAAAUAAAAUUUGAAUGAUUGGAAUCAAGUAAAUACCAAGCCCUUCUUCACUCAUUCCAUGCCAGGGCAAUAGUCCUGGAAUACACUGACACUUCUGAAAAGUACUGCUGGUGUUCCGUGGGUGGAAAGGAAACACAAUUUGUGAACGUGUGGCUCAAAGCAGCAGCAGGAGGUUAACCCUUCCCUUCCCACCACACAGCCAAGGGGAUGUUUAGGAAACGCUGUGUGCGUGGCCACCUUCCUAAAGGGCUGAGUUGCAUUUCCUAACAUUCAGACAAGCAGUGGACUGGAAGUAGGUACACCCACUGGAGUACUUUGCUCUAGAUACGGUCGUGAUCUGCCUUAGCCCAUUUCUCAAACACUUCAUUAUGUCCUCAAGGUUAUGUUGCAUUCUAGAAUUGUUCUGCACAAAAAGGCGAUCUGUUUCACCUCCGGAUGGGGAUGGCGGUACGGAAAAGGCUUUGCCUCGCUCUGUUCGUGAUGAGAGAGAUUCCAACUGGAGACGUGGGAGAAACCUGUCUGUGGCACAGCUGCUGCCUCCUGGGCACCGCUGCCCUCCCCGCAGAUGGAGCAAGACCUUCCUGUCCUCUGCUGCAUCCCUGCCGGAUGAGUACGCAGAUUGCUGGAUGCUGAGAUAGCUAUCUGAUUUAAAUGAGAUUCUAUACUUGUAAAAAAAAAAAAGUCAAUAAAGAGUAAACUAGAA
This is a messenger RNA of Lagopus leucura (white-tailed ptarmigan), 2037 nucleotides long. RefSeq names its product dual specificity phosphatase 14 (gene DUSP14). Gene Ontology annotation, biological process: protein dephosphorylation. The transcript has a single exon. Gene Ontology annotation, molecular function: MAP kinase tyrosine/serine/threonine phosphatase activity. Bases 119 to 715 code for a protein of 198 amino acids. The record is from RefSeq and is a predicted model, not a curated record. Gene Ontology annotation, cellular component: cytoplasm. NCBI's taxonomy places the organism in Eukaryota, Metazoa, Chordata, Aves, Galliformes, Phasianidae.